Molecule: messenger RNA, 2670 nt
Organism: Drosophila erecta
Lineage: Eukaryota; Metazoa; Arthropoda; Insecta; Diptera; Drosophilidae
Gene: m
Exons: 8
Coding region: 488-2533 (681 amino acids)
Source: RefSeq, a predicted model, not a curated record
GUUACAUUACGAGGCCAAAGAAAGUAUCGCCUGGCUGGCUCGCGUAUUUCGCGUUCGUCGCUCGCCGAGUCCACACGUGCUGCUGCUGCUAACGGUCGUGAUCGGUGAUCGUGAUCCGUGAUCCGGUGCCCAGUGUGCGCUGUCCAGUCCCCCCACACAACAAAAGUUGUUAAAAUAAAUCAGUUUCAAAUAAAAUAGAAAAUCAAUUGAGUAACACCAUCCGAAGUGCUUACAAGUGUUAGUGCAUUUUUUUUUUAUUGUUGUUGUUGCCACUGCCUGUUACCGUUACUUGCUUAAGCUUAGCAAGACACCGAGAAAGAGAAAGAACGAGAAGAGAAGUUGAGAAGAAACGUCCCCGCGAAAGCCGGGAUUGCACAAAAGCACGGAGACAUAAGGAGUCCAGAGCAGCUGCAUCACAUUCAGCUGUGUCUUGACCUUCGGAAAGAUUACUCUUUAUCGUUCCGAUCGCCACGCCCACAGCCCCAACAUGUGGAGCCCACAAAAAGGCCCUACACGACUGUGGGACCUUAGGUUUAGUAGCUGUAUAUUUAUCUUACACUUAAUGUUUAGUUUAGUCAUAGCUGGUAAUGAACUGUGGCCCAUGGAGCGGCCAGACGGGAUGCCCAAUAUCGUCUCACUGGAGGUGAUGUGCGGCAAGGAUCACAUGGAUGUACAUCUCACCUUCUCGCACCCGUUCGAGGGCAUCGUCAGCUCCAAAGGACAACACAGCGAUCCGCGCUGCGUCUACGUGCCGCCCUCCUCGGGCAAAACGUUCUUCUCAUUCCGCAUCUCGUACUCCCGCUGCGGCACCAAGCCGGAUCUCAACGGACAGUUCUACGAGAAUACGGUGGUGGUGCAGUACGAUAAGGAUCUGCUGGAAGUUUGGGACGAGGCCAAGCGACUGCGCUGCGAGUGGUUCAAUGACUACGAGAAGACCGCCUCCAAGCCACCGAUGGUGAUUGCCGAUCUCGAUGUUAUACAGCUCGACUUCCGAGGUGACAAUGUGGACUGCUGGAUGGAGAUUCAGCACGGCAAGGGACCCUGGGCGCCGCCAGUGAGUGGAAUUGUACCACUCGGCUCGACUUUGACGCUGGUGGUGGCCAUCAAUGAUUAUCGAGGCGAAUUCGAUAUGCGUGUGAAAUCCUGCGUGGCCUCCGAUGGAUCUGGUCAUGUGAUCAACCUGUCCGAUGAGUUUGGCUGCGUGCUGCGCCCCAAGAUGAUCUCUCGCUUCCUAAAGGCCCGUGCUCCCGACGAGAGGGCCACCGUGAUCACCUACGCCUUCUUCCACGCCUUCAAGUUCCCGGACGCCCUGAGUGUGCACAUCAAGUGCAAGGUGGAGAUCUGCCGGCACGGCUGCCUCGAUCAUUGCCAGAAUACGGGCGUGGGCGGUGGUCAUGGCGGCGGUUCCGCCGAGAGUCUGGGCUUGGGUCUCGGCCUGGGACUGACCAAUGCCAAUGAGCGCAAGGAUGUGCACAUGUCGGAUGCAAUGGGCAGCAGUAGCAACGAUCUGCUCAGGGAUUUGGCACUGCCGCCGGGCGGGCAACAUGGCAUGGGAAUGGGUCCGGAUCACGACAUCUUCUACGAGGACAUCAUCCACGACCACAAGCAAACGCUGGGCGGCGGAGGAUUGCCAGCUGGCGGGGAUUAUGGUCACGAGAAGAGUGUCAAUCUGCAGCCACGCCCCGUGCACGAGGAGCAGGAGGAGGUGGAUCUCUCAGAUCUGUUUGGCGACGAAGAUCUCGCCGACUUGGACAUGGAAGGCAGCGAGGGCGAGCGGUACUUGGGCCUGAAGAAGAGCGGCAAGUUCCCACACGGUCCCCGCCAGCUGGAGGCCCAGAAACGCAUGGGUGUGCCGAUGGCGGGACCUCGUUCCCUGGAGCCACAUGGCCAUGGGGAUGAGGACGUGCCGCGACCCGUCUACAGGCCACAGGCGGAGGCGUUGAAGCAGCCACGCGAAGAUCACAUCGAUUUGGACAAGGAGGAGGAGGAGAAGGGGCAAAAGACGCAGCAGGAGGACAAGCUGGCAGGAGAAGCAGGUGCAGCAGGUGGAGCAGCCAGCAAUGAUUCCUCCAAGAGCCGUCGCCGUCGGUCGUUGGUCAUUUCCGAUCGCAAGGUGCGCAGUGCCGACGUGGGCGUCAGCGGUCUGUACGACGUUAUAUCCGAAGCGGACCUGGCCUUCUCGCCGGACUCCAAGCAGGAGGCGGUCACCGUGUUCCAGGGCAAGAUCAGCGAGGAAGUCGUCUACGGCAUUUGCAUGCCGGUGCCCGGCUUCAGCAUUCUGUUCAUCGUUGUCAUCUCGGCAACGAUCGUGUCCGCUCUGGUGGCCGGUUCCCUGCUCUAUCGCUAUCAGCUGCAAAAGGAGGCGCUGGAGAAGCAGACGCCCAUGCCGGUGACCGGAACACUGGCCUCCUGGAUGACCCUGCGACUCUUCCGCCUGCGCCACAUGCAACAGCAGCAACAGCAGCAGCAACAACAGCAGCAGCAGCAGCAACAAGUGAGGCAGCCGAGUUCAGGACAUGAAACGGUCCAGUGAUCGUCCAGGAUCGAGAUAUAGAUCGCAAUCAGAAUCGGAUUGAGAAUCGGAAUCGGAAUCGGAAUAGCAAGCGAAAGCGAAUUCAAAAACGAUAUGGAAACCAGCAAAAAGCAAAAUCAAAUAACGUUGCCCACAUC